Molecule: messenger RNA, 1628 nt
Organism: Nymphalis io (European peacock)
Lineage: Eukaryota; Metazoa; Arthropoda; Insecta; Lepidoptera; Nymphalidae
Exons: 2
Coding region: 198-1124 (308 amino acids)
Biological process (GO): regulation of transcription by RNA polymerase II
Cellular component (GO): nucleus; transcription regulator complex
Molecular function (GO): DNA binding
Source: RefSeq, a predicted model, not a curated record
GGCAGCCGUCGCCACCUGUCGACGGCAGCCGUCGCCACCUGUCGACGACAGUCGUCAACGCGUCGACGGCAGCAGUCAAUACUUCGACGGCUGCCGCCGACAGGUGGCGACGCUUGCAGUUGUAGCGUGUUACGUCCGCCAUUUUGUCAGUCGACGACAAAUAAACAAAGAGUGCGCAAGCGUCGUGCGUCUACAAAAUGAGCUCCGGAGACGAAAUUGAUGUCGAAUUGUUAAUUAUGGCAGUAAAAAAAAGGCUUUGUCUUUGGAAUUAUAAGCUACAAGACUACAGUAACAAGACAAUAAAAAACAGAGCAUGGGUAGCAGUGUGUGAGGAAAUUGUAAAUGAUUUUAAGGAUAAAUCCAUAAUUGAAAAAAACGCAAUCGGUAUACAGGUACAGUCUAAAUGGAAAACUUUAAGAGACGGCUUCACAAGAUAUUGCAGAACUUUGAAGAGAAAAAGUGGUUCCGCAGUGUCUAAAGCAAAACAGUAUACAUUCUAUGAUCAACUACUAUUUUUGAAAGAUGUUACCGAAGAUAAGGGUCAAAGUACUUCAAACUUUGAUGCUCCCUCUCAGACAAUUCUACCACCAACAACAACGCCAACGCCAAUGCCAAAACGACAACGGAUACGCCAAAGUGAUGGUGAUGAUGCUUUGAUUGAAAAAUUAACUAAGAAAUUAAAUUAUAAACUGGAUAAAGCUGAGAGAGACUUUUCUCCUCCUCCAGAUGAGGAUAAGUUAUUUCUGUUGUCCCUAGUAAGUGAUUUCAAAAACAUAACAGCAGAUUGGAAAUUAGACGCCAAAUUAGAAGUUAUGCAAGUAAUAAAACAUUACAAGUCUCUUUCAAUGCCUUCAACGAGUCAUUCUUCAUAUAACUACGCGGGUUAUUCCACCACAACACAUUCUGCAAGACCGGAAAGUCAAGUCACAACUAAUGAAAGCUUGUCGUCUCAGAAUUCCAUGCAAAACACAAUUCCUUCAACGAGUCAUUCUUCUCAUAACUAUUCGGCGUACUCCACUACAACACAUCCUGAAAGACCGAAAAGUCAACUCACAAAUAUUGAAAGCUUAUCCUCUGAGGAUUCUGUUUCAAAUACCAUAAUAACUGAACUCUUCUCAGAAUAAUUUACUUUUUGUCUAAAUUAUUGUUAUAUUGUUUGUUUUUAUGUUUUGUAUGGUUUUACUACAAGUUGAUUAUGAGAAAAAAAAUUGCAAAGAUUGAUCAGGAAAAUUAAAAAAUCUUGUAGCGGCGCCACUUGUGAUUUUAUAAUCAGUAUUAUGGAGAAUUUGUUGUUAAAAGUUUUAUAGUAUAAUAUAAAUGUUAAUUAAUGUUAAGUAAAGUUCCUAUUUUAACUUAAAUUAAAAAUGUUGCCAAAGUUAUAUUGAUUUGAUCUCAUUAAAGUUAUGUCCAGUAUAUACCAUUUUUUGAUAAAAUUAAACCCUUCCUUCAAACGAGGCGUGAAGAGGCAUCUUGCGGGCCGGCAAGGCGAGGGCGGCUAGUGCAGAACCUUCUUCCCGACUGUACUGGCCGUCCUCGCGUUUGGACUCUACUACCACUUAACAUCAGGUGGAGUAGAGUCAUUUGCCCUCCCGGAUAAUAUAAAAAAAAAAAAAAACCCUCUUACCUUA